Messenger RNA from Molossus molossus (Pallas's mastiff bat), 1134 nucleotides. RefSeq names its product actin related protein T1 (gene ACTRT1). Gene Ontology annotation, biological process: regulation of DNA-templated transcription. Lineage: Eukaryota; Metazoa; Chordata; Mammalia; Chiroptera; Molossidae. Gene Ontology annotation, molecular function: chromatin binding. The record is from RefSeq and is a predicted model, not a curated record. The coding region runs from base 1 to 1134 and encodes 377 amino acids. The transcript has a single exon. Gene Ontology annotation, cellular component: nucleus.
AUGUUUACCCCAUACAUAUUAGAUAUUCCAGCUGUAAUUUUUGACAAUGGAUCGGGACUCUGCAAAGCUGGCUUGUCUGGAGAGACUGCACCCCAUCAUAUCAUCAGUUCUGUUGUGGGUCAUCCCCAGUUUGACAUGUCUUUAUCAGAACCCUAUCAGAAAAGCUACAUUGUGGGCGAAAAUGCCCUGUACAAGUAUAAGGCCUUACAUCUUCACUACCCCAUUGAGCGUGGACUGGUAACAAGAUGGGAUGACAUGGAGAAACUCUGGAAAUAUCUUUUUGAGUGGGAGCUAGGAGUAAAAUCCUCUCAACAUCCUGUACUCAUGACUGAGACGUCCUUGAACCCAAAGGAGACUCGAGAGAAGACGGCAGAAGUAAUGUUUGAGAACUUCAAUGUGCCUGCCUUCUACCUGUCCAACCAUGCAGUGGUAGCACUCUAUGCCUCUGCAUCUGUCACGGGCCUUGUGGUUGACAGUGGGGAAGGAGUCACUUGCACUGUUCCCGUCUUUGAGGGUUACUCCCUGCCUCAUGCUAUCACCAAGCUCGAAGUGGCAGGGAAGGACAUCACAGAGCACCUCACCCAGCUACUCCUUACUAGAGGGAGUACCUUCCCUUACAUAUUCAACAAGGACUUAGUGGAUGACAUCAAAGAGAAGUUGUGCUAUGUGGCCUUGGAUCCAGAUAAGGAGCUAUAUAAGAGGCCAGAGGAGGUCCUGAGAAAAUACACACUGCCAGAUGGGAAUGUUAUUUACAUCGGGGACCAGCUGUACCAGGUGCCUGAGAUUCUUUUCACACCUCACCAGCUAGGCAUCCACAGUCCAGGACUAUCAAAAAUGGUUGCCAGCAGCAUUAUGAAGUGUGACACAGAUAUCCAGAGGAAUCUUUUUGCAGAAAUUGUACUAUCUGGGGGCACCACUCUCUUCCCUGGGCUUGAGGAAAGACUUCUGAAAGAACUGGAACAGCUGGCUUCCAGAGGAACUCCUAUCAAGAUCACAGCUUCUCCUGAUAGGUGUUUCUCUGCAUGGAUAGGGGCAUCCAUCAUGACUUCUCUGAGUAGUUUCAAACAGAUGUGGAUAACUUCUGAAGAGUUCAUGGAGUUUGGGACAUAUGUCAUUCAGAGAAGAUGCUUUUAA